Neoarius graeffei (lesser salmon catfish) is the source of this 1497-nucleotide messenger RNA. Its product is annotated as cytochrome P450 2D3-like. The transcript has 10 exons. Gene Ontology annotation, cellular component: cytoplasm; intracellular membrane-bounded organelle. Gene Ontology annotation, molecular function: iron ion binding; heme binding; oxidoreductase activity, acting on paired donors, with incorporation or reduction of molecular oxygen, reduced flavin or flavoprotein as one donor, and incorporation of one atom of oxygen. NCBI's taxonomy places the organism in Eukaryota, Metazoa, Chordata, Actinopteri, Siluriformes, Ariidae. The record is from RefSeq and is a predicted model, not a curated record. Bases 1 to 1497 code for a protein of 498 amino acids. Gene Ontology annotation, biological process: xenobiotic metabolic process.
AUGACAACUGCAGUCCUAAAGUUUUCAUGCCAGUUGUCAUCCUCAGCCAAAACUAGGACAAAGAAACCCCCUCCCCCUGGGCCGCGACCCCUACCCAUAUUUGGCAACCUUUUUCAUUUCAACAUCAAGAAUCCUCUGAAAGACUUUGAAAUGUUUGCUGAGCGCUAUGGAGACAUUUACAGCCUGUAUCUUGGGAGAAAACCAGCUGUUGUUCUUCAUGGUUUGAAGGCUAUAAAAGAAGCUCUCGUGACCAAAUCUGCAGACUUUUCAGGACGGCCACAAAAUGUGCUAUUUACCCAUAUGACUGAAGGAGGAAAAGUUGUAAUGGCUGAUUAUGGUCCUGCAUGGAAGGAGCAUCGUCGUUUUGCACUCAUGACCUUGAGGAACUUUGGCUUGGGGAAACAGUCUAUGGUGAACAGGAUUCUGGAGGAAAUUGAACACCUCGCUGCAAAGUUGGAAAAACAUUCUGGAAGGAUCUUGUGUCCUCAGACUUUGUUCCAUGAUGUAACAUCGAAUAUCAUCUACCUGGUUUUGCUUGGUAUUCGCUAUGAAUAUGGCGAUGAAACCCUUAAACAAUAUGUUGCGCUGUUUACUGAAAUUAAUAAGAUUGUUAAUGGACCUUGGUCCUUGAUCUAUGAUGCAUUUCCACUGGUGAGAUCCCUGCCUCUUCCAUUUAACAAAGCUUUUAAAAACACUUACUCACUGAAAAAAAUGACACUGACCUUGACUGACGAGCACAAGAAAACAAGAGUCCCAGGAAAGCCAAGAGACCUUGUCGACUGCUAUUUGGAUGAGCUAGACAUGAGGGGCAAUGGAUCCGCCUUUGAUGAAGGACAACUAAUAAUGUUUAUUAUAGUCUUGCAUUCAGCUGGGACCGAUACCACAUCCAACACCCUCCUUACUGCUUUCCUCUACCUCAUGGUUUUCCCAGACAUUCAGGAGAGAUGCCAGCAGGAGAUUGACGAGGUUCUACAAGGAAAAACUCAUGUGUCUUUUGAGGACAGACACAACAUGCCAUACACACAGGCUGUGAUCCAUGAGUCUCAGCGCAUUGCCAACACUGUCCCUCUGAGUAUUUUCCACUCUACCUCAAGAGAUACUGAACUGAUGGGCUACAACAUCCCAAAGGGAACUAUUAUCAUCCCCAACCUCUCCUCAGUGCUGAAUGAGGAAGGCCAGUGGAAGUUUCCUCAUGAGUUCAACCCAUCAAACUUCCUCAAUGAGCAAGGACAGUUUGAGAAGCCAGAGGCCUUCAUACCCUUUUCUACUUUAGGAUGUGCGUUUAUGUGUGCAGGGCCUCAUGUGUGUCUGGGUGAAGGUCUUGCUCGCGUGGAGCUUUUUCUCAUCUUGGUCUCCCUGCUGCGCCGCUUUCAGUUCAUUUGGCCUGAAGAUGCAGGAGAACCAGAUUUCACUCCUGUAUUUGGAUUAACACUUGCACCCCAACCAUACAAAAUGAGAGUCAGACUGAGACAGCCAGCUAGAGAAAUACAAAAUUAG